Chlorella variabilis is the source of this 855-nucleotide messenger RNA. RefSeq lists its product as hypothetical. The record is from RefSeq and is a predicted model, not a curated record. Bases 1 to 855 code for a protein of 284 amino acids. NCBI's taxonomy places the organism in Eukaryota, Viridiplantae, Chlorophyta, Trebouxiophyceae, Chlorellales, Chlorellaceae. The transcript is spliced from 5 exons. Gene Ontology annotation, molecular function: antioxidant activity.
AUGCACCACCAGCAGCAGCGCCGCCGCUGCUCCGCCAGCUCCAGCACCAGCCUGAGCACCGUGUCGGACUACGACGUUCUGCAGCAGCACACGGUGCUGUCUGCUGCCAGCGGCGAGGAGGUGGCGCUGACCUCGCUGUGGCAGGCGCAGCCCGGCACGCGCUGCGUCGUCGCCUGCCUCACGCACUUUGGCGACCUGAGCAGCACCGAGUGUGCGCAGAAGCUGCUGGCGGUGCUGCCAGAGCUGCGUGCCUCGGGCGUUGGGGUGCUGGCGGUGGGGCUGGGGGAGCCGGAGAAGGCUCGCAAGUUUGCCGAGCUGCUGGGCUUCCCACUGGAUCUGCUGUAUGCAGACCCCACCGGCGCCCUCUACUCAGCCCUGGCCUUCAGCCCCGGCUUUGCCCCGGAAACCAGGAUCAGCGCCUACGCCAAGCUGCUGGUCAUGCUGGCCGGCGUCGGAUCCCCGGGGACAAUCCAGGAGGUGCUGCGCGGCUACGUCGGCGACCGCUCCGCCAAGCCGGUGUUCACCUCUGGCGGCGGCGGCGGUGGCGGCGGCGGCGGCGGCGGCAACCUGUUUGAUGUGCUGGGCAGGGGCUACCAGCGGCCCUUUGAGCUGGCCACGCUGCGGCUGUACAACAUGAACCUGGUGCUGUCGCACUGGAACGAGCUGGCGCCGGCGGAUGAGCGGCUGCUGACGCAGCAGGGCGGCUGCCUCGCCUUUGACGGCCGCCAGACGAUCUUCCGCCACACAGACACCGGCAUCCUCAAGUAUGCCGACAUUGACGCCCUGGCGGCGGCGGUGCUGCCGGCGGGGGCGCCCACAGAGGCGCCCACCCAGACGCUGCGCACGCUGUUCUGA